AUGUCAUCCACAGUAAUACCGAGUAUUCAAAGCAUUCUUCAGUAUCUCCUGGAUCGGCCAACAACAAAUGACAAUUUUACGGAUCCACUGAUUGUUUUAGGAAACAAAUACCAACCAAGCAGUCCGUUAAAGCACAAUCCUCUUGAGCAACAGUCGUAUUUCUCUGGGUUGAACACUUUUCUAGAUGAUAUCGGGUUGAAUCUUGCCAGUUUUCAGCAGAAUAAUGGAGGUCAAACUGCAAAUGCAUGCCAAGAAGAUAUUCCAUGGCCUUCAGACUUCAUUUCCGACGUUGCGACGCGUCUCUGGUUUACAUACCGGUCAGGAUUCCCAGUUAUUAAACGUGAUCCAGAUGGCCCAUCGCCUUUAUCAUUGGGUUCUCUGUUUAGAGGCACGUUAGACGUGAAAAAUGCGUCGAUCGGCUUCACUACAGACUCUGGAUGGGGGUGCAUGAUACGAACCAGCCAAUCACUUUUGGCAAAUGCUCUUUUGAAUCUUCACGUGGGCCGGGAAUGGCGGUAUAUGCCGGCGGAAAACCCCAAUGGGGAAACGGAAUAUGCUCAAAAGUACGAGAAACAGUGGCAAAUCAUCACAUGGUUCGCCGAUUUUCCCUCGGCUCCUUUUUCUAUACAGCAAAUAGUGAAAUAUGGCUCCGAACACUGCAAAAAGAAGCCCGGAGAGUGGUUUGGGCCUUCUGCAGCUUCAAGAAGCAUCGUUUAUCUAUGCAAGCAGAGCUAUAAGGCAUGCAAACUCAAUACAUACAUCACAGAGGGAAAUGGGGACAUUUAUGAAGAUGAGUUGCUGCCUGUUUCGUGCCCAGAAGGGACUGAAAGUGUAUUUAGGCCUACUCUAAUACUCUCUGGAGUCAGAUUGGGUGUGCGAAACGUCAAUCCGGUGUAUUGGGCAUUCCUCAAAAAGCUGCUUUCAAUACACCAAUCGGUGGGAAUAGCAGGUGGCAGACCUUCAUCCUCACACUACUUCUUUGGGUAUCAGGGCGAUAACCUCUUCUACAUGGACCCACACACUCCACAAACUGCACUUUUGGCUGAUCAUGUCGAUGAUGCGGAUUACAGGGUGGAGUAUAUUGCGAGUGUGCAUACAAAGCGAAUUCGCAAAUUGGGGCUUUGUGAGAUGGACCCUUCUAUGCUAAUUGGCCUUUUGGUGACCUCACUGGAAGACUAUAAGGAGCUAAAAAGAACAAUUGCAGGUUUCAAGGAUGCCGAGCGUUUUUUGAACAUUUACGAACAUCAUCCAGUAGUCGCGUCACGUGGUUCUGCGGGUUCAGAAUUGUUCGAUGAUGAUGACUUCAUAGAUUUGGGAGUUGAGCAGAAGAAGAAAGCAGGAUUGGCAGAUGGAGAAAGCACAAAUGAAAGUUCACAUGUUGCAAAUUCAGACACGUUUGACGAAUUAAGAGAGCAUGGUUCAACCGAUAAACUACAACGCAAAAUACCAGAAAGAAGGUUUUCUCAAGCUGUAUUAGUAGAGCAUGCUGAUGCAGAAAGAGAUGAAAUAAACUUUGAUGGUGAUGCAACUAUGAUUAGUCAUAAGGAAACGGAAGAAAAGUUCGAGGAAGUGAAAAAAGGUGGUGAGGUGUGUGAUAUGACCGAAAAGGCGUGA
Molecule: messenger RNA, 1614 nt
Organism: Brettanomyces bruxellensis
Lineage: Eukaryota; Fungi; Ascomycota; Pichiomycetes; Pichiales; Pichiaceae
Exons: 1
Coding region: 1-1614 (537 amino acids)
Molecular function (GO): protein-phosphatidylethanolamide deconjugating activity
Source: RefSeq, a predicted model, not a curated record